Messenger RNA from Solenopsis invicta (red fire ant), 1369 nucleotides. RefSeq lists its product as uncharacterized. The transcript is spliced from 5 exons. The record is from RefSeq and is a predicted model, not a curated record. Lineage: Eukaryota; Metazoa; Arthropoda; Insecta; Hymenoptera; Formicidae. Bases 86 to 700 code for a protein of 204 amino acids.
GUUGAAGUGGAUGCAACGACCUUCCUUCCCCUCCAACGCCAAUCCACGGACCUUGCAUCGAGCUCACAACACUCGCAGUUAGUACAUGGGUCGGUGCGGUCGUUUAAUCAUUUUCGCGCUAUUUUUAAUUUUAUUCGGCAGUAGUGGUGAAAUGGCUACAGAAAAAGUUGCGAUUUUCGACAACGAUAAAGUAAUAGAGUUCAUUUUAUCACCCGAAGAUGCAACUCGGGCUUGUAAUGAUAUUGUAUUUGCAACGUUACUGAAUGCAGCAAAAGAGGAAAGUAGUCUUAACAACCCUGGAUCUGAUGAUGGAAUUAACAACUCUGAAUUUGAUGGAGGAUUCUACAGGUGGACAACAUCUUGUGUGUUAUUGAUGUUGCAAACCUAUAAAGAAAACGAGGAAAAAUUCACCAAUGGAAAACACUCUCAAAAGAAAAUAUGGGAAGAGAUUGCCAAAAUGCUCAAAUGCAAUGGACAUAACGUAACUGGACCGAUGUGUGCUGCUAAAUUGAGAAGUUUGAAGAAAACGUAUAAAACAGUUAAGGAUCAUAAUAACAAGUCAGGCAACGGUAGAAGGUCGUGGCAAUUUUUUGAGAUCAUGGAUGAAAUAUUUUCAAAAAAAAGCAUGGUGUGCCCCUCUGGCGAUUGCAUCUUCCUCAGGACUAUCGGAAAAACGCGAAAAAGAGAAUGCAGAUGUUGAAUCUGACAAUAGUGAGUGUACAAUUGCUAUCAAGUUCCAAACAGAAUGCCAACACACUGCUUGGUAAAAGAUUGCAACAAAAACAAGAAUAUGAAGAAGCCAAAGCAAAACGACACAAAAAGAGGAUGGAAAUGGAUAAAAAGUUCCUUGCAGUUCUCGAAAAGCUGGUUAAUAAAUAAUUUAGUAUUUUUCAUUAUUCAUUGCAUUUGCACUGUGAUAAAUGUGCCUAUGAUAAAGCUAAAAAUAUAAUGAUUUGUUAAUUUUUAUUUUAAACUUGCUUUAAAAUUUUAUUUACUAUUUUAUUUUUAUUUUGAAUACAGUGUUUGCAGGAUAUUCAAUAUAAUAAGAGUAAAUAAAUAAAAAAAUAAAGUCUAAAUUAAAUAGUUUUCAGUUUAUUAGCAUAACUUUGAUAAAUGUGCCAAUUAAUUAUUAAGUAUGCCAUUUAUGUAUUAUUAUAAAUUUGAAUUCUACUUUUAUUUAUGAACAUUUACUGUAAGCCUAUUAAAAGUAUUAUUUUUGUGAUUGCAAUGAGUCUCACGGCUGUGGAAUAAAAGGACAAGAUAUAUUACUUUAUAAACAUUUUAGAUUUUAAGAUAACAUUACGUUUGUUAAUGUUUGUAAUCAGAGUUUAUGAAUAAAAAUAUCAGAAAGUACUUUUUGAUAAGCAUA